Drosophila elegans is the source of this 1729-nucleotide messenger RNA. Its product is annotated as P3 protein. The record is from RefSeq and is a predicted model, not a curated record. Gene Ontology annotation, cellular component: membrane. Lineage: Eukaryota; Metazoa; Arthropoda; Insecta; Diptera; Drosophilidae. The transcript has 2 exons. Bases 133 to 1479 code for a protein of 448 amino acids.
AAACGGCGUUCGGUGUGAAUUCACGUUUAUUCCGCUUGGCACACUUGUUGCGUACGAAAGGGGUGAAGUUAAAUCAAAACAUUCCCCAUUCCGGUUGGCAAGUUACAUCACCAUCACCCGCAGGCGGAGAAUAUGUCGCCGCAGAGAUGUCUUGGUUCCGGAUGGCUCCUCCUGCUGCUCGCCCCGGGAUUAGGCCUUGCACCCACAUUCGGAUGGAUGGCCCACUUUCGACCAGCUGCGCUGAAGCUGCACAUGGAGCGGGGGGAUCGGGUGCAACUGACCCUGGAAAACCUGGCACCUGCCACGCUGCAGCAACCGGAGCGGUUCCAGUUUCGCGUGGAAAGUGCGGACACGGAUCUGGCCAGUAUUCCCGGCGAGAAUGCCACCAUUCCCCUCAGUCUCUUCAACACGGAAACUCGCGAUUGGACGGGCAACAUCUCGGUGAAUGCCCACUUCCUGGGCCAGACCAAAAUCCAAGUGAGUUUGUACGACGCCCAGUUGAACACCAGUCAGCUGCCCACCCAUUGGAGCAACGAUAGCACGCUGGAGGUGAAGAUCCUGCGUCCGAAUCGAGUGGUGGAUCACGUCUUCCUCGGCUCCAUCAUACUGCUGAUGUCGCUGCUGUACAUCAAUUUUGGAGCCGCCCUCAAUCUGGACGUGCUGCGGGGUCUGAUCAUCCGACCUACCGGUCCCUGCAUCGGAUUCGUGAUGCAGGUGGUGGGCAUGCCCCUGCUGAGCUACGCCCUGGGGGUGUUCAUCUUCCCCCAGGCACCGGCCAUGCAGCUGGGUCUCUUCUUCACCGGCAUCUCGCCCAGCGGCGGGGCAUCGAACACCUGGAGCGCCGUGCUGGGCGGCAAUAUACACCUGUCCGUGCUGAUGACCACGGUCUGCAAUGUGGCCGCCUUCGCCACCAUGCCCCUGUGGGUCUUCACGCUUGGCCAGCUGAUCUUCGAGCGGGUGGGCAUGCAGGUGCCCUACCAGAAGAUCGCCACCUACUGCGGCUGCCUGAUUGUGCCGCUCCUGGUCGGACUGCUCAUCCAGAAGCGACUGCCCCGGGUCACCAGGCUGCUGGUCCGCCUGCUUAAGCCCAUCUCCGCCUGCCUCAUCCUGUUCAUCGUCGUCUUUGCCAUCAUCACCAACUACUAUCUGUUUUACUUGUUCUCCUGGCAGAUUGCCGUAGCGGGCAUGGCUCUGCCGGGCCUGGGCUACAUCUUCGCCUGGCUGGCAGCCAAGUUGCUGCAUCAGAAUGCCGCCGACGCCUUGACCAUCGCCAUUGAGACGGGCAUCCAGAAUACGGGCAUCGCCAUCUUCCUGCUGACGACCACGCUGGAAUCGCCGGAGGCGGACCUCACCACGGUGGUGCCGGUAUCGGUGGCCGUGAUGACGCCGUUCCCACUGCUGGGAAUCUAUCUUUACAAACGAUGCUGUGCACCCAAAACGCAGGAAGCCACCGCUUCCGAAGCGGAGCGGAUUGUUUAAGCACUGAGAUGCUAAGCUUUACAUAUUAUUGAUAGCUGUUGUACUACUUUCAUUGUUAUAGUAUUUGUACACAUUGGUUUUUUGAUAACUUAUACAUCGUGUAGUUUGUAGACAAGGCUGAGAUGCAGUUAAGCGAGAUUGGGGGCCAACAAAUGCAAUAAAUCUCAACCACAUUAUAUUCCAGAAUUUUGUACACCUAAGUCAUUUGUAAUCAUUUUACAAUAAAGUGAUAUUUAUACCUGUAUGCGAA